GCAAGACAAGAACAAUUGUGAACAGUGUGGUGUACCGCGCCGCCCCCUUCUAGCCGUCGCUGGGAUCACCCGUGCGACUGCCGGCCGGCGCGGCGCCCGCUGGUAUCGCCCGUGCCGGGGCUGGCGCCGGCGCGGCGGCCGGAGACGCGCAGUAGCUGAUGAGCCCUGGUGGUGAGAGUUGUGACUCAGAGCGGCCGCCGUACCGCGGGUGACUGCGCCUUGCGAUUACCAAUGCAGAGUGUGCCAUUCUGCACCGGCCGCUGAUCAGGACGACCGACGCGAGGCAACGGACUAAACAAACAGCAAGACCAAGCUCUAAGUUGUGAAAAAUACUCAUCACAACGGUGCAGACUGACGGGUACUAGCGGUGCUUUAGUGAUCAGAGUCGCUUUAAAAUCACGGAGGAGUAACGGAGGAGUAAACGGUGUACAUCAAGCAUCGUGAAGUUUGAAACAAGUGGUGGCGCCAAGGCGAGUGCCCACUGCCCGAGUGGAUUGGACUAUCGCAAUCAGCGAGACUAUUUGUACAUUCGAUAGGCCGAGGGUUAUCUGCAGGCCUGUCAAGUUUGCACAGGGUGGGGUAACCACUCCACGCUGACAGUCGGACCUGACUGUGGUCGGCAGUAUCCUCGGCAGUAUCAAGAACAGCUGUGCGAUCAGCUUUUGGAGUAGCUGAGCCUCAGCAAAGACCCGAGCGUUCGUCGUGGCGCCAAACAGCCACCACGACGCGACAUGUAUCGUUUUUAGUGCGAGUGUUUCACUAUUCUUCAUCUACGUCUCAGAGGCAUCACCGUCAUCUUCCGCCUGACGCCUGCAUUGUGUAAAACAGCAACAUCAUGCCUGAUUCAGAAGCACCGGUGAUUGGUAUUGACCUGGGCACUGCAUAUUCAUGUGUAGGAGUUUUCCAGAACGGUAAGGUGGAGAUCAUUCCUAACGAUCACUUCAACCGCACGACGCCCAGCUAUGUGACGUUCAACGAAAUGAAGUGGCUUGCUGGAGAGGUCGCCAAGAAUCAGUGGCCUAGAGACCCGGAGAACACAGUCUUCGAUGCUAAGCGCAUGAUCGGUCGUGACUUUGACGACGAGGAACUGCGAAGGGACAUGAAGCGAUGGCCGUUUAAAGUGCUUAAAGACCGAGGAAUUCCGAAGGUCGAGGUGCAGUACAUGGAAAUGACGAAGCUGUUCACCUUCGAGGAGAUGAGCUCCAUGAUGCUCACUAAAAUGAAGUCGACGGCCGAGGCCUACCUCAAGAAAACGGUCACCAAAGCUGUCAUGACGGUGCCGGCUCACUUCACUGAUGCCCAGCGCCAGGCCACCGAGAAAGCUGGAAAAAUGGCCGGCCUGGACGUCAUGGACAUCAUUGACGAGCCCACUGCUGCCGUGCUGGCAAACGGCCUGGACAGGAAGCUAAAGAAAGGGCAGAAGGUACUCAUCUUCGACUUGGGAGGUGGCACGUUCGAUGUCUCCGUUCUCGCGUAUACAGAUCAAGGCUUCCAAGUGAUUUCCACGGCGGGCGAUACACAUUUUGGAGGCGAUGACUUCGAUUACCGACUCGUCAAUUAUUUCGCAAAUGAGUUUAAGAGUCAGCACAAGAUAGAUCCCCGCAACAGCCCCAUGUCGACGAAGAGACUCAAGUUGGCGUGUGAAGAGGCGAAGAAGACUCUGUCGAACUCUUUGGGGGCUCACAUCAAACUUAACUCCCUGUUUGAGCGGAUCGAUUUUGCAGGGAAGGUUUCUCGGGCCUGUUUUGACGAACUCUGUGAAGAUCUUUACCGAAAAACACUGGAUACGGUUCAGCGCGCUCUGGAUGAUGCAAAUCUGAAGAGAACUGACAUCGACGAAGUUAUCCUCGCCGGUGGCUCGACGCGUAUUCCGAAGGUCCGCAAGCUUCUUAAAGAUUUCUUUGACGGCAAGAAGCUAAAUCUUCGCAUCAAUGCAGUGGCGUUCGGCGCCACAGUCCAGGCGGCUAUUCUCUCCGGACAGGAUGUUUCCGGUGUGGAUCGCCAGAUUGACGUGAUCCCAUACUCACUAGGGGUACAAGAGGAUGAGAACCACCUCCAGAUACUCAUCAAACGCAACAGUGAGGUGCCCAUCAGAGUUGCGCACGAUUUCGUCUUGGGAGAAGACGAUCAAACCACCGCAAAAGUUUACAUCUACGCGGGAGACCAUCCUAACGCUCGCAGCAAUCAUCUCCUAGGCGAGUUUCUGCUGGAUGGCAUCAAACCCGUAAAACGCGGCGAGAUGACGCUCAAGAUCGUCUUCGACGUCGAUGCCUAUGGCAUUAUGACAGUAACCGCGAAAGAAUGCGCGAAAGACUCGAAGUCAGGAAAGACAUCGAAAGGAUCCACGAAAGACUCUAAGUCAGGAACGUCAAAAGAGAUUAAGAUCAACUGCAUUUACCGCCUCGGACCUGAAGAGCUGGAGAAGAUGCAGGAGAAUGCGGAAAGGAUGGAGGCGGAAGCAGAGGAAGAGAAGGAGAAAAGACGCCAAGAAAAAGACAAAGAAGAACGGGAAAGACGCCAAGGAAAAGACAAAGAGGAACGGUUCAACGCCAGUUUGGAGGGAGACGGUCCUCGUGAUGAUGGGAGAUCGGAAGUCCGAGGAAAAAGUGAAAAGGGCGGUAGGGAGCUCAAUGGAGGCUCUGCGGAAAGGAAAGGUGACACUUCUCCACAGGCUGGACGCAAACGAAGCAAAGACAGAAGGCGGAAAAGUGGAAGUUUCUCUGAAGACGGUAGUCGUACCAGCGGGGGCCACGCCUCGCGAACUCGUCGAAGCGAAAGAAAGGACGAAAAACGCAAAAGUGACGCCUCCACAGCUCAAGGUAAAGACCGUGCCAACGGACGUAAAAGUGACAAACAGCGCGAAACAAAGAAGCGUGAAAAGGACGCUGAGCGUAAAGGAAAUAGAAACAGAAGGCGCAAGAGCGACAGUUCCUCUGAAGACGAUAGUCGGAGCAGCGGAAGUGAUUCACCAUCGACCCGUCCGAGGAGAAAAAGGGACGAAAAACGACACAAGUGACGUCCCCACUGAUGACGAAAAAGACCGAGGCCGCGGACGCCAGAGCGGCAACCAGCGCGGAUCAAAAGGAGCGUGGUGAGAGAGCGUGGUGUCGCACUUCCUACGAUCGGUGGUCCUCGCCCUCAAACUGUCCGAGCUAUCUCAGUCAGUCCCAGUUCCAAACUAUCCGACCAAGCUGAGGAGCACAAAGACCCUGACGAAGACGAGAAGCCUUCGUCAGACAAGGUGGGCAACGACCUGCUGCUUACCAUCGAGAACCUUCUAGAGGGAGAACCGAAAUCGUCGAAAAAAGGAGCGUGAAGAGGUUCGCCACCGGUGUUUCAUCGGUCUUCUUGCUCAUGUUGCCACGAGCCCGACAAGGAAGUCCGGUCCCGAGCUCGGGAUUUACGGCGUCAGCUGGACGAGAAGUACGGAAAGGCCGGGAAGAAAUCGGCCAGCGAGCCCAAGAAGAAGAAGCCACCUCUGCGUGAACGAGCGCAGAGCUAUCUGUGCCAGGUGGUGCAGACUAUCGUGGAGGCUGAUCUUAACGCUGAUGAAGACGAUGUGGACACUGUCAACGAGAUGUGUAUGUGUAGGAGGUGCAAAGCUAUUCAUUUUUUCAUUUCAGGAAUAAGAAGUGCUUUGUAUUUAACAUUUGAUGUAAUAUACCAUGAAGAUGAAUGAAGAUAUAUGAAGAAGAGCAUUACAUAAAACACUUGUGACGUGAUAUUGUGCUCGUCUCCGGUGAUGGGACUAGUGGGAUUCAUUCCGGGACUGAGCAGCUGCGCCUUUCCCGCCGAUCAGGGAUCGUGCUCGUGCCGCAGAAGGAUCAGCAGUGUUUGGUCCGGAUACUGGACGGCCUGUAAGAUGUGACGGAGCAGUGCGAUGACACGAACGUACUUUGCGAGCCGUGUGGCGUGUGACGGCGCAAGGUUCGCCUAGAAACAGCUCAUGUUAUUGAACUUUGCUUCUUUGACGCUGACUGCAUAUGUGCGGGUUGGUUUUCUCGUGUGUUAUUUUGCAAUGGCUCGAUGUCGGUCUGAAAGGCUUGUGUCGGGGUCGGCCAACCCUUAGUCAGUUCAUUGCGCGCUGCUUGCUCGCUUCAUUGCGCUCGCAAUGCUUGCUGCGUUGCGCUCACUUCUUGCCAACGCAGUUAGCAAACGAUGUUUAUUCGCCAGCAUGUUAAUGUUAUGUUUUUAUGUGUCUCGCAUUACCUAAUUUAAAACAAGAGUUUUACUUGGACUGGCAGCUACUGCCUCUCAUCCUUUUGCAUGCCUACAUAGGUGACUGAUGUGAAGCAUUGAGCAUCUGCCUCACUGUUAAGUGUUAGCGUUGCCUUCUUCGCCUGGAGAGACAUUGUUUUGAAGGUGUGUGCUGUAGGAGGUAUACAGUUAUUCUUUUUUUCAUUUCAGGGAUAAGAAGUGCUUUGUGUUUAUAGUGGCUCAUGCUUAUGCCACGAGAUGAAGAAAAACGGUGGAAUUAGGUCACGAACUGUCUGUCUGACAGAAUCGAUCGAACAGCUGUUCCACGAGCAUUAUCUUAUUUGAUUCUUAUUGAUUUUCGAUGAUUUUGACAAUAAAUUUUAUUUUGUCAGAUUUUCUUUAU
Messenger RNA from Amphibalanus amphitrite, 4600 nucleotides. RefSeq names its product heat shock 70 kDa protein II-like. The transcript has a single exon. Bases 836 to 3016 code for a protein of 726 amino acids. The record is from RefSeq and is a predicted model, not a curated record. Gene Ontology annotation, cellular component: cytoplasm. Gene Ontology annotation, molecular function: ATP-dependent protein folding chaperone; heat shock protein binding; ATP hydrolysis activity. Gene Ontology annotation, biological process: protein refolding; cellular response to unfolded protein. Lineage: Eukaryota; Metazoa; Arthropoda; Thecostraca; Balanomorpha; Balanidae.